This is a messenger RNA of Meriones unguiculatus (Mongolian gerbil), 9709 nucleotides long. RefSeq names its product collagen type XX alpha 1 chain (gene Col20a1). Bases 4061 to 8068 code for a protein of 1335 amino acids. Lineage: Eukaryota; Metazoa; Chordata; Mammalia; Rodentia; Muridae. Gene Ontology annotation, molecular function: protein binding. The transcript has 35 exons. The record is from RefSeq and is a predicted model, not a curated record.
CUCAAGUAGACAACACUUCUUGGUAGUCAGGUCACAGGACAUCUCUGAGCUAGGAAAGCAAGGGGAGAUACUCGGGAAAGCAACCACAGGUAGGUAAGAUCAGAGGUUAGAAACUUGGAAUGAGAAGCCACAGUUAGUGGGAGAACACAGAAAGUCAACCUAAAGCCAAGGAAGUCUGAGCAUGGAGAAAGGACCUUCAUGGAAUACUGGAACAUUCCCAGAGCAGAGACCUUGAUUCAGUGGACAUAAAGUGCUAUAAGGGGAGUGAAACCUGCAGUCGGUUCUGGUCUAGGAAGCUGCCUGCCCCAGGUCACUUGGGAGUGGGAAAUCUACCUACAGUUUCUGAACAUGGUGCUAUGUUCAAUAAAUAGAGGGACUGUAUGUUUUGAGGCUUUUUAACAUAAUCCAAGGUUCUCCAUACCACUUUUACAACCUCUCAAAGGAAAGGGUGAGUAAGGCCCAGGGCAAGUUACUGUGGCCUUUGGCUGUAUUUUGGAGCCUGUAUAUAGGGAACUUGCCAGACGGGCUCCAGGGAGGCCCAGUUAGACUUAAGUCAGACAAUCUGGGCCUAGGUGACCUAGCAAGGGACUGAGCAGCCCUGGCUGCCUCUCUAGUUGGUCAGGUAGCUUAGGGAGGAGGUCUUGGACAGGCUCUCAGCCUGUGGCUUGGGUGGACAGCCCUUCCUGGACCAUGUUAGUAGCCUGGGUGGUGGACUCCUCUCCGGAAACUCCAUGUUCUUGGGGCAGGUGGGGAGGUGGCCUCUGCCCUCCAUCCUCUUGACUUUGGGUGGGAGAUGGCCAGUGGGAAAGUAUGGAGCCCCUGUAUGUAGCCUGCAGAGGGAGAUUUGUAAGCCAAGGAGUUCUGAUGCAGUGCUCCCACCAAGUAAGUGUCCUGCGCAGUUAGUACUUGGUUUGCUGAGAUUGAUCUUAGCCACUGGCCAGCUAUGGGGGAUGCAUCAGUCUCAAGUCAGGCUUUGCUCCAGACUUCCUGCCCAAAACACUAGCCAGACCAGAGGGGCACUUUCUGUCAACCCUGGUCUUUUGAAACCACUAAGACAGUAUUCUGAGUGUCUGCUAGCCAUGUCAUCACAGUCGCCUUGUUCACUUGUAUUGUCACUCCCUCCCUACUGCGGUCCAGGAGGAAGAUGAGCAAACUCAAGGGCACUCCAUUCUGGGUUUAGUAUGCAUGGGUUAUGGUAUGGAUCCCUGAGCAUGGGCAUUGGGUGUACGCCUGACAUCGCUAGGUAUGGGGAAGCAGGACCACUGGGCUGGUACAAGGGCUUUCCUGGCAUUUCCAAGCAGCAUGAGGUAGAAAUAUACAGUGUAGCCCACCUAAGGAUCACAGUGCAGACGAGUGCCGAGGUGAUUCUCAAUGCACAUAGGUAUUUCAAGGCUCCUGUGUGCUGUAGGCACACAUGCAUGUACCCAGAGAUUGCUAGGAUGACGUUUAUUCGACCAUGUGAGGGUCUGCAGAGACUGAGCCUAGAUUCCAGAUUGUGGGGUUUGUGUGGGGCCUUAGGAACAGAGCAAGGACCCCUUGCACGUGCCCCUUGCUUGGUUUUUGUUAUUGGCCAGAGUUGCCUGAGGCCAUCUAUAGCUCUGGUUGUCUCCUAGCAAGGGUGGUAUUGCACAAGGGCUACUGUGAACAAUUGGCAGCCAUGCAUAGCCUGCAGGUGAGCAAAUUCAGCUCAGAGAAUAUAUAAGAAGGAGAUAACUGGCAAUUGCUGUUCACACAGACAUGAAUGACCUCUGACCAGGUGGAACAUAAGUCAUCCAGCCUCAAGAAACAUCCCAAGAUCUGAGCAACUCAGCAGGGAGACCUGGGUCCUUCAAGACAGGAAAGGUUCUAGAUCCCCUAAUCAAGCUGGGCUGUUGGGCUAAGGGUGGGUAAGGAUGAGGGCACCAGGACUUCAAUCAGGCUAAGCUAGGGUGGGAUGGAGCCAGUGUGUAGUUGAAAAUAGAGCUGAGGCAGCACUGGACCCCCAUGGGAACCAUAGAGCCGGGGCAGGGGUUCUUUAAUCCCAGGCCUGGUCUGCUGAACCAGCUUGCCUAGAGUUGUAGGAGCUGGACCCUGGGGUUUCAAGGUGGAUCAGGAGAGCUUUGCUAAGGGCAGAACUUUCCUAACCCAUGCAGGCUAGAGUGGCUCAUGAAAGGAGACAGUGCAGGGGUAUCCCAGGUAGCAGUAGUGUGGGCAUGGUCCUGUUCCUAGUAAACACUUGUCGGGUUCUUGGGUAAACAGGAAGGAAGGGAACAGAGGUCAUGGACCCCAUCCCCAACUUUUAGUGGUUGGUCCAAGGUCCUUUCCCCAGAUGGGCUGCUGGCAGACUCCUAAUGCUGCGUACCCAAGGCGCACACACUGGCCUUUAUCCUCAAGAAGCCUGUUGGACAAUCUUGCUGUUUCCUACUGCCCCUGGUGGGACUCCCAGUGUGAUGUGCAAUGAGUCCUUUGUGCUGGGAUCAUCUCAUUUUUGGAUACACAACACAGGCCGCAGCAUAUAGAGGGGAGGGGAAAAGACUUAAGGGCGGGCAGAGUGGUGACGUCAGGGAAGAGAGCCUUUCUUAAGCCCCAGCCUUGUCACAGCAAGACCGAGAAGUAUUGGGACGUGAGGAACUCUAUUCUUGGAGCAGGUUAGUGAUUCAUGUCUGGCCCUGGGGCGGGGUGCAUGAGGGACCACCAGAGAACCCACUCGGGAAAGACUGGGGAAAGUGCUAAGACCCCGGAAGCAGAGGAGCCAAAUACGGUCUGGAGACCUAAGCAGGUUCUUUGGAUCCUGUGAGGGUCUCAGGUACGUUUGGAAUUGUGGGUAUACAAAAAGGGCUAGUGUCCAGCAGAGGGAAUCUUAUGUUCAUUAACUGUGACCAUCUUGGCUGUGAGGUAAGAUGGGGUCUGGCUUCAGAUUGAGUCUAGGAGGCAGGGCCAUUUUUUUGACGCUUUGUAGUAAGGGGACAGCAGGCCAUAGCACUGAGAACUUGGGUGCAUGCGCGCGCGCACACACACACACACACACACACACACACACACACACACACACACAUAUAUAUAUACUCUAGAGCAAUGGUCCCUAAUGCUGCAAUCCUUUAAUACAGUUCAUGUGGUGACCUCCAACCAUAAAAUUAUUUUUGUUACUACUUUAUCACUAAUUUUGCUACUGCUAUGAAUCAUAAUAUAAAUAACUGUUUUCUGACUGUCUUAGGCAAUCCCUGUGAAAGGGUCGUUCGACAACCCUCCCUGCCCCCCAAGCUCACAGGUUCACUGCUACUUUGGGGUAUCAGCCUGCAGCCUUCCUGCUGGUCUAGGCCCUGCUCACCGGGAGCUGGAUUUGCUGCAGAGGGUACCCUUGAGCAAACAGAGAAGUUGUGCAGCUGCAGGUCCUUUGCUCAGUGGGGUUGGGGAUCUGGGUUCCUCAGGACUGACUCCUGCCACCUCAGGCUCAUGAACUCCAGACUGGGUCACGUUUGUGUCCCCUCCUUCAAAGUGCCACCCCUAGGCAGUGGACUCUUGGUCUCUCUCAAGCAUUGUCUCCCAACUUCUGAGAGGUCUCAAGAGUUCCCCAAUACUCACCAUCCCUACUCAGUGUCUCCUGGUAUGCCUGCUUCUGCUCUAAUCAGAAUUUGGCCUCUCCUAUCCCUUUUGCUUGAGGGCAAGCCACCCAAUCUGAGGACCUUGAUGUUAAGAUUCUCUCUAUGCCAAUCCCAGACAUUGUGUGGAGCUGCUGGGGCCACAGGAUCUUUUGCUGAUCCCCACUGUGUGUAUCUGUUGUGGAUGUAAACACCAGAAGGGGCAUGGGCAGGUGUGCUGGACUGAACCUUGCUCAGGGAGAAUUGUUUCCUGUAGAGGGUACCUGGAGUACACAGGAGGUUUGUGCAGCUCAGGGUCCUGUGUUCAGCAGCACCCCUCAUCAUGGCUCCAGUGCUUGUCUUAGAUCCUGUCUUCAUCAACAUCCCAUAAUGACAAGCCAUAGGCCUCAGGACACCACAGAUGUCUGUGGAGAUAUCCUGCUGGUCUGUGGGAAUGGAUGGGGAACUAGCUUUCUGGUUGGGGGGGGCAGGUGGAUGGAUAAAUGGUGAAGGGCUGUGGCCUCUCCUCCCACAGGCUGCUCACUAUGAGCCUCCGAGGCUCCCACCUCCACUUCUGCCUCUGGCUGCUGUUGGGCGCCGCCUUGGCACUGGGGCAGGGACAAGUAAGUGGCCGUCUGAGGCUGGCAGUACUGCCUGAAGACCAGCUGCAGAUGAAGUGGAGGGAAACGGAGGGAAGUGGCCUUGGCUACUUGGUGCAGGUGACACCUAUGGCAGGGGACUUGGAGCAGGAGCUGAUACUGACCACCAAGACCCCCAAGGCCACGGUGGGUGGCCUGAGCCCUUCCAAGGGCUAUACCUUGCAGAUCUUCGAGCUCACUGACUCUGGGCCUGUCCUACUGGCACGAAGGGAGUUUGUGAUUGAGGAUCUGAAGAGCCAUUCCUUGGGCAGAGGCAACCGGAGGCUGGUGGUACCCACCCUGGAGCCUACCUCCUUCCCUCUGGUAGUCCCAGACCCCGAGAAAACAUCUGCUCCCAGCAUCACUUCCACCUCAAGCAGGGACCUGCCCGUUCUUGCUGACCCUCAGUUCCACUGUACCCCUCCAACACCUGCUGAUAUAAUCUUCCUGGUGGAUGGGUCCUGGAGCAUCGGCCACAGACACUUCCAGCAGGUCAAAGACUUCCUGGCCAGCAUCAUCACACCCUUUGAAAUAGGACCUGAUAAAGUCCAAGUAGGUCUGACUCAGUACAGUGGAGAUCCCCAGACCGAGUGGGACCUGAACUCCUUCCACACCAAGGAGCAAGUGCUGGCAGCAGUACACAGCCUACGCUACAAGGGAGGAAACACGUUCACAGGCCUCGCCCUAACCCAUGUGCUGGGGCAGAAUCUGAAGCCAGCAGCAGGUGUGCGUCCAGAGGCUGCCAAGGUGUUGAUUCUGGUGACAGAUGGCAAGUCUCAGGAUGAUGUGCAUACAGCUGCCCGCAUCCUUAAGGAUCAGGACAUUGAUGUCUUUGCCGUGGGCGUGAAGAAUGCCGAUGAGUCUGAACUGAAGCUCCUGGCAUCACAGCCACUGGACAUCACUGUCCACAAUGUGCUGGACUUCCCUCAGCUAGCCACCUUAGCUGCCCUGCUCAGCCGCCUCAUCUGCCAAAAAAUCCAGGGCAGGAGCCCAGUCAAACCAGCAGCAGCUACUCCAGUCCUGGAGCCCCUCCCCAUGCCUACUAGACUGAUUCUGACCCACAUCACCUCGUCCAGUGUCCACCUGUCUUGGACUCCGGCCUUAUACCCACCCCUCAAGUAUCUAAUUGUAUGGCAGCCUUCUAGGGGUGGUGCCGCCCAGGAGAUGGUGGUGGAGGGGCCUGUCUCAUCCAUGGAGCUUCGAAACCUGACCUCCAACACAGAAUACUUGGUCUCUGUGCUUCCUGUCUAUGAGAGUGGGCUUGGCAAGAGCCUGCAAGGCCGGGCAACCACAGCACCCCUGCCUCCUCCUGAGGCACUGACUCUAGCUGCAGUGGCACCCAGAACACUACGCCUCACCUGGCAGCCCUCUGCAGGGGCCACUCAGUACCUGGUGCGGUACUCACUGGCUGCCUCCGCUGGGGAGGAGCGAAAGAGAGAGGUACUUGUGGGACAGCCUGAAGUACUGCUGGAUGGCCUGGAGCCCGGCCAGGACUACGAGGUUUCAGUGCAGGGCCUUUGGGGAGCAGAGGCCAGUGAGGCCCGGAGCAUCCGCGCCAGGACCUCUGUCCUGGGACCCCCAAGGCACCUGAGUUUCUCAGAUGUGAACUACAACUCAACCCGUGUGUCUUGGGAAGCCCAGAGGCCUGUGCGCUUGGUCAAGGUCAGCUAUGUCUCUGGUGAUGGCAGCCACUCUGGGCAGGUUCAGGUUCCUGGGAAUGCCACCUCAGCCACCCUGGGCCCACUUUCUUCCUCUACCAUGUACAAUGUCCGAGUCUCCUGUUUUUACUUUGGGGGUGGUUCCUCCAUGCUGACUGGCCAUGUGACCACAAAGAAAGCUCCUAGCCCUAGCCAGCUGUCUGUGAUGGAGCUCCCAGGAGAUGCAGUAAAGCUGUCAUGGUUGGCCACUGACUUGUCUGGUGUACUUGUGUAUCAGAUCAAGUGGAUACCCUUGGGAGAGGGGAAGGCCCAUGAGAUCUCUGUACCAGGGACCCUUGGUGCAGCCAUCUUGCCUGGCCUGAUGAGGCAUGUGGAAUAUGAAAUCACCAUCCUUGCCUACUACAGGGACGGCACUCGCAGCGACCCUGUGUCUCUCCGCUACAUCCCCUCUGCAGCAAGCAGAAGCCCCCCGUCCAGCCUGGUCUUGUUCUCGAAGACCCCCAACAGCCUGCAGGUCAGCUGGACACCACCAAGUGGUCAUGUUCUCCAUUACCGGCUCAACUAUGCACUGGCCUCAGGCUCUGGACCAGAGAAAUCGAUCUCUGUACCAGGCACCAGGAGCCAUGUUGUACUCCCUGAUCUGAUGUCUGCCACCAAGUACAGAGUCCUGGUCUCAGCUGUCUAUGGAGCAGGCGAGAGUGUAGCCGUGUCUGGCACAUACCGCACAGCAGCCUGCCCAGCCCUGCACCCGGACAGUCCCCUCUCAGGGUUUGACCUGAUGGCGGCCUUUGGCCUCGUAGCGAAGGAGUACGCCUCUAUUCGAGGGGUAGCCAUGGAGGCCUCAGCCUUGGGGACGGCCCCGACCUUCACUCUCUUCAAGGACGCUCAACUGAUGCGGCGGGCCAGCGACAUCUACCCAGCAACCCUGCCACCAGAAUACACCAUUGUCUUCCUCGUGCGUCUGCUCCCUGAGACACCCCGAGAAGCCUUUGCACUGUGGCAGAUUAUGGCUGAGGACUUCCAGCCCAUCCUUGGGGUUCUGUUGGAUGUUGGCAGAAAGUCUCUGACUUACUUCAACCAUGAUCCCAGGGCGGGCUUGCAGGAGGUCACCUUUGACCUGCAGGAUGCGAAGAAGGUUUUCUUUGGAAGCUUCCACAAGGUACACGUGGCUGUAGGUCACUCCAAGGUCAGACUUUAUGUGGACUGUCGGAAGGUGGCUGAGCGACCCAUUGGGGAUUCUGGCAGCCCACCCACAGCUGGUUUCAUCACACUGGGGAGGCUAGCCAAGGCUAGGGGGCCACGGAGCAGCUCAGCCACAUUCCAGCUCCAGAUGUUGCAAAUCGUGUGCAGUGAUUCCUGGGCAGACAAGGACAGGUGCUGCGAGCUUCCUGCAUUGAGGGAUGGAGAGACAUGCCCAGCCUUCCCUUCUGCCUGUGCCUGCUCAUCUGAGACCCCUGGGCCACCAGGGCCCCAAGGCCCUCCAGGCCUCCCUGGAAAGAAUGGCACUCCAGGACAGCAGGGACACCCAGGGCCCAAGGGAGAGCAGGGGCCACCUGGACAAACAGGACCCGAAGGCCCUGGAGGUCAGCAGGGGUCACCAGGGACCCAGGGCCGUGCAGUCCAGGGACCCAUGGGACCACCAGGAGUCAAAGGAGAGAAGGGAGAUCAUGGCUUCCCAGGCUUGCAGGGCUUCUCUGGCCAGCAAGGCAUCCCAGGGAAAACUGGCCUACAGGGACCAAAGGGAAUGAGGGGACUGGAGGGACCUGCCGGCCUGCCUGGACCACCUGGCCCUAGGGGGUUCCAGGGCUUGGCAGGGGCCAGAGGCACCGACGGGGAGCGAGGACCCCCAGGGGCUGUGGGGCCCACAGGUCUACCAGGGUCCAAAGGUGAACGAGGAGAGAAGGGAGAGCCACAGUCCCUUGCCACCAUCUUCCAGCUGGUGAGCCAGGCCUGUGAGUCAGCCAUACAGACACACGUGCUGAAGCUGAAUUCCUUCCUCCACGAGAAUGCCCGUCCACCAAUGCCCUUCAUGGUAGAGACAGCACAGCCAGGAAGACAUGGAUCUGUAGAGCCUCCUGGAUCACACAAUGAAGCUCUACUUCCUGGAGACUGGGGACAUAUCUACCACCCUGAGGACCAAGGUGAGCCUGCAUCUAUCAGCCACAUAGGCAGCCCUGGACUGCAGGAGGGGCAGACCCCCAACCCCCUGGAGUGAACAGGUAAAUUUCUGUCAUCGUGCCAGCCAUGGGGCAAGAAGGAGGGAUAGCUGGAGUGAAGGGUAUCCACUUGGGCGGAACAGUAAGAGAGUGGGAGAUGGUGCUGUCUCCACCUGAGAAGAGGCACUGUCCAUGAGAGUGGGGUGAGGCUGGCUGUCCUGCAGACCCUGGGUGUGCCAGCAAGGGUGAGGAGCCACAGACCGAAGCAGGGGUUGCGCUGCAGGAGUGCCGGAUGCUCAUGGAGCUUAGAGGAGCCCUAUAAUGGGAGGUGGCUUACAGAGACGGGACCUCAGGUACACAUUCCAGUGAACAGCUGGCCAGAUGAGGGCUGCUGAGGUCUGAGACAGAGCACUCUGGGCAUUCUGAGCGUGGGCGAUAGAGUUGAUAGUAGGGAGGCAGGGAACAGCACCAGAUGACCUCUCCCCUUUCUCGUGAUGUCCCGAGCAAGCUUCCCAUGCGCAAACCGGCCUUAGGAGGUGUUUCCAGGUGCAAGUGUGGGGGAGGGUACAGUGAACGCAGGUGGGGCUCGAGACCAGGUUAACACAGGUGAGCUGCGUGAACACAAGUGCAGGUGAGCACAGGUGGCGCAGGUGGGUUCAGGCGUGAGCAACAGCAUUGUCUUCAAGUAGAUGAUGGAGCCGCAGACAUCUGGGAGCAGACUCAGCAGGCACAAGGGCUUAGGGGUGCUAAAGCGUGUGUGUGAUGGAAAGUGGGUGGCAGGAGUGGGGAGCCAACUGUGGACAAGCUGGAGCCCUGGGUGAGUACAACAGCCUUGUCCCUGGUUGGGAGAUCAGAGAACAGCUCAAGGUUCUGCUGUUUCCGUGUCACAACAGAAGCUACUGUGUGGAGCCUUCAAGUCCUCACUUUGGGGAAGCCUGAGCUCACUGUGCCGGGAGGCUGCAGUUCAGCUGGACCUGCCCUUCUCUCUUGCCAAGACCCUCCCUCUGCCACUUCAAAUCACCCUGUACUUCCCCAGCACCAUCAUCCACGUAUUUGUCUCAACGCAGCAAAGGACAACUACAGCCUCGUGGGACAGAGAAGGGGAACCAAAGGAAGACCGUGAAGUGGCAGGAGUCGGAAGGGAAAAGGGUGGUGUUCCCCCCAGAGUCCCUUCUUUGUACCGCUUCCUAGUUCAGAUAAACCUCUGCUUGCUCAUCAGCCUAUGUGAGGUGUCUGACCACUGUCUCCCACCACUCAUGUCACCUUCUAACUUAAAACUCUCCAGGAUUCUUGGGCCUCCUCAAAGCCCAGACUCCUUCCUCUGGGCCCAUCAAGGCUCAGCAUGGAUCCUGUGCUGACCCUUUCUCAUCCUCUACCCAAGGCAGAGGUAGUCAACUGCUCAGUCACUGCUCAUCUUCACCCUACUAAGGUACAGACCUGUUCACCACUCCAUUUCUCAGGACUGCUUGUCAUUCCAGGGGCGAAGCACUGGAAUGGCCUCCUGCCAAUUUUAGCACACAACAGGCCAUCGACUAUGGCUACCCCUGGGCCUUUGCCUGUGCUGUCAUGUCUGCUGCGCUCUUCCCAGGGCUAUAUCCCCGACACCGUCUCCCCCUCAGAACAGUGCUGUCACUUCAGCCCUACUGUCCUUUUCAGUCCCCUUUGCUUCUGGGUACGAGCAGUGCCCACCUGCCCUGUCC